AGUGCUGGGGUUUGGGGCGUCCUCCAACCUGCCUGGGUCUGAUAUGACCUUAAAUAAAAGUCAAAUGCAAGCGUCCCCAUGGCUGUGCUAAGUUUUCCAACGUGUACGAAUUCUUGCCUCAAACGCAACCUCAGCCACCGGGCCUGGAUUUGAUGCUCAGCGAGGCAAGAAAAGAAACACCUGAAGCAGAAACCUUGUCCCCGGUGGUUCCACUCAACCCGGGCUAAGCCAUCUCCUGUCAGUCAGGGCCUGUGGGGGUGGGGCCUGGAGCCCUGUCCAAUCAGAGGUAGAGAACGGCCCAAUGACGCCCGCCGCCAGAGCGGAAAGGGCGGGCUUUCGCGCUGGGCCUUUGUCUCCCGAGCGCGCUCUAAGAGUCCCUCACGGGGUCCACUGUCUUCCGCUCUGGCGUUCAGGGCCGCUCCGCCGUUCAGGGCCGCUCGGCCUCUGCCUGUUCUCCCUGUCAGCUGCCCGCGCGGGGACUCGAGGCACGAACGCCGGGCGUCCGGCAGCUGGAGGCGGAAAUGUUGACAUUCAGGGAUGUGGCCAUUGAUUUCUCUGUAGAAGAGUGGGAAUUCCUGGAGCCUGCUCAGCAGAAUUUGUAUAGGGAUGUGAUGGUAGAGAACUAUAAAAACCUCCUCUCUUUGGGGUUAGCUGUCACUAAGCCAUACCUGAUCACCUUUCUGGAGCAAAGCAGGGAACCCUGGGAUAUAAACAGUCAAGGGACAGCAGCCGUAAAUCCAGCUGUGUCUUCUUAUCAUAUUCAAGGAUUUUUAUCAGAGAAGGACAAGAAACAUUCAUUUGAAAAAGUGGUAAAUCAAAGAUCUGGAAAUUGUGCCUUUAGCAAUUUGCACUUAAUGAGAUACUGGAAAAUUAGUAAGUGUGAAGAUGAGAAUCCAUUUCAUAAUGGACAUCACCAAUGUAUGACAACUGAAAAUAACAGCAACUUCACUGCCAACAGAGAUCAAGAACAUGUAGCAUCACAGAAAAUAUCUACAUUUAUACCACUUCAUUUUAGUAAUUCUCAUCAGAUUAUUAAACCUGCCUUUUCUCAUGCCAAAAGAUGCGAUUUUAAUAAACAUGGAAAUAUAAUUACCCAUCCAUUAAUGCAUAAUCAAAGUCCAUAUAUAGAUAUUUGGAAAACUCAUGACAUACAUAAUGAAAAUGGGAAGGCCUUUAAGGAUAGCUGUGCUCUGCAUAAUUACCAGGAUACUCAUAUUGAACAAAAAAUACAUCCAUGCAAUAAAAUUAUUGAAAAAUUUAACCAUGGCUCAAAUCCUAGUAAUCAACAUUUUUCAGAGAAUAUUUAUAAAUGUGAUACAUGUGGGAGAGUCUUUGACCAGUGCUCACAACUUACUACCCAUCAAAGUACUCAUUUUCAAGAAAAGCUUUAUAACUGUAAAGACUGUGGCAAAGCUUUUGUUGAUGACUUUACCUUUAAUCAACAUCAGUGCAUUCAUACUGGAGAGAAGUCCUGCAAACCUAAAGAUAAUAAUAAAGCCUUUAAACAUUGCUUAACCACUAUUGAACAACAGUUAGAUUUCACUGGAGAGAAAUCCUACAAUUGUAAAAAUUCUGACAAAAUGUUAAUUCAAACCUCAACAUUUACUGAGCACCAGACACUUCAUACUGGAGGUAUAGAGAAACCUUAUAAAUGUAGAAAAUCUGGAAAAGCCUAUGUUCAGAAGUCAGUACUUACUGAACACCAGAGAAUACAUACUAAAAAGAAAUCCUACAAAUGUAAAGUAUGUGACAAAACUUUUAGCCAAAUUUCACCUCUUACACAGCACCAGAGAAUACAUACUGGAGAGAAACCUUACAGUUGUAAAGAAUGUGGCAAAGCCUUUAGAUACUGCACAACCAUUAUUCGACACCAAAGAAUUCAUACUGGAGAAAAACCCUACAAGUGUAAAGAAUGUGGCAAAGCCUUCAUUCAGAGGUCAACACUUAUUCAACACCAGAGAAUUCAUACUAAAGAGAAGCCCUACAAAUGUACAAAAUGUGACAAAACCUUUAAUCAAACUUCACAUCUUACUCGCCACCAGAGAACACAUACAGGAGAGAAACCUUACAAAUGUAAAGAAUGUGGAAAAGCAUUUAGAUAUUGUACAACCAUUACUCGACACCAAAGAAUUCAUACUGGAGAGAAACCCUACAAAUGUGAAGAAUGUGGGAAAUCCUUUAAUCAAAGUUCAACACUUACUCAACACCAGAGAAUUCAUACAGGAGAGAAACCCUACAAAUGUAAACAAUGUGGCAAAGCGUUUGAUCGAAGGUCAAAUCUUAGUAACCAUGAGAGAAUACAUAGUGGAGAGAAACCAUACAAAUGUAAAGAAUGUGGCAAAGCUUUUAAGUAUUGUUCAACCAUUAUUGGACACCAAAGAAUUCAUACUGGAGAGAAACCCUACAAGUGUAAAGAAUGUGGUAAAGCCUUUAAUCAAAGCUCAACCCUUACUAAACACCAGAGAAUUCAUACUGGAGAAAAACCCUAUAAAUGCACGGAAUGUGACAAAACUUUCAAUCAAAUUUCUCAUCUUUCUCGGCACCAAAGAACGCACAUUUCCAAUCUCACACAGCAUCAGUAAAUUCAUGUUAGAUAAAAAUCCUCUAAAGGUAAAUCUGGCAAAGCCUGAAACAAUUUUUCACAUUUUAAUCAACAUGAGAGAAUUUAUACUGCAGAAAAACA
Molecule: messenger RNA, 2683 nt
Organism: Chinchilla lanigera (long-tailed chinchilla)
Lineage: Eukaryota; Metazoa; Chordata; Mammalia; Rodentia; Chinchillidae
Product: zinc finger protein 93-like
Exons: 4
Coding region: 522-2582 (686 amino acids)
Biological process (GO): negative regulation of transcription by RNA polymerase II; regulation of immune system process; regulation of cytokine production
Molecular function (GO): DNA-binding transcription repressor activity, RNA polymerase II-specific
Source: RefSeq, a predicted model, not a curated record